Messenger RNA from Perca fluviatilis (European perch), 6285 nucleotides. Its product is annotated as cAMP-specific 3',5'-cyclic phosphodiesterase 4D-like. NCBI's taxonomy places the organism in Eukaryota, Metazoa, Chordata, Actinopteri, Perciformes, Percidae. The coding region runs from base 212 to 2584 and encodes 790 amino acids. The transcript has 19 exons. Gene Ontology annotation, molecular function: 3',5'-cyclic-AMP phosphodiesterase activity. Gene Ontology annotation, biological process: signal transduction. The record is from RefSeq and is a predicted model, not a curated record. Gene Ontology annotation, cellular component: nucleus; perinuclear region of cytoplasm; cytosol.
CCGACCGGGCACGCAGGCACGCAGCGCUGCAUGUUGCAGAGUUUGAAGUCUAAACUAACUAACUAAUCAGCGGCAAUAAAAUGGAAAAGAACCAUAACUGCAGCAGCAUUACCUGAUUGACACCUUUAACAGGUCCAGUGGAAUUUCCCUGCAAAGAAAAGACGGCGAGAGAAGACGGCCGCUGCGCUGCUGCAACAAAUAACCAGCACCAAUGUCUCGGCUUGAGGGUCGUCGGGAUUCUCUGCCUGCGGUCCAACAGGCGGUGCGGCGGCGUUUCUCAGGGCCGCUGCUGCUGCCUCCUCUGUGGAGGAGGCACUCUUGCCAGGAGCGCCCAUGUGACAGCCGGCGCCCGUCUAUAACACACGGUCUGCCUCUGGACCGUCUGGAAGUUCUCUACAGACAAGCACUGGCCAGUCAUGAUGAGCACGGUUUUGAUGUGGAGAAUGGCCUGUCAGUGGGUCGCAGUCCACUGGACUCUCAGACUAGCCCAAGUUCUGGUCUGGUCCUUCAGGCCAACUUCCCACACAGUCAGCGCCGCGAGUCCUUCCUCUACCGCUCCGACUCAGACUUCGACCUUUCGCCCAAAACCAUGUCCCGCAACUCGUCCACUGCCAGCGACCUGGAGGAGGGAUUGAAGCAUUGGGAAGUCAAUUGGCUACCUCGACAUGGAGAAGACAUGAUAGUGACUCCAUUUGCACAGGUUCUUGCCAGUCUACGAACAGUGAGAAGUAACUUUGCAGUUCUGACACAUCUGCAAGAUCGUGUAACAAACAAGCGGCCGACAUGCAGCAACCAGCCACCCAUGUGUAAGCCAUGUCUUACAGAGGAGCCCUACCAGAAGCUGGCGGUGGAGACACUGGAAGAGCUGGACUGGUGUCUGGACCAACUGGAGACGCUGCAGACGAGACACUCAGUCGGCGAGAUGGCAUCAAAUAAGUUUAAGAGGAUGCUAAACCGUGAGCUGACGCAGCUAUCAGUGACAAGCCGCUCAGGGAAUCAGGUGUCAGAGUUCAUCUCCAACACUUUCCUAGAGAAACAGCAUGAUGUGGAGAUCCUGUCUCCACCUUCUAAGGAGGAGAAGAAGAAGAGGCCGAUGUCACAGAUCAGUGGUGUGAAAAAGGUGACACAGAGCCCCAGCUUAGCACCCACCUGCAUCCCCCGCUUUGGAGUGAGCACACCACACGAGAGCCUGUUGGCCCAGGAGGUCGAGGAGAUUAAUCGUUGGGGUCUGGAUGUAUUUAAGAUAGCAGAAUUUUCUGGAAACCGCCCUUUGACGGUGAUCAUGUACUCCAUCUUCCAGGAGAGAGACCUUCUGAAAACCUUUAAGAUCCCAAAUGACACCUUUAUCACCUUAAUGAUGACCCUGGAGGACCACUACCAUGCAGAUGUAGCUUAUCACAACAACAUUCAUGCAGCUGAUGUGGUGCAGUCCACCCACGUCCUCCUGUCCACCCCUGCUUUAGAGGCGGUGUUCACAGACCUGGAGAUCAUGGCUGUUCUGUUUGCUAGUGCCAUCCAUGAUGUCGACCACCCAGGAGUCACCAACCAGUUCCUGAUAAACACCAGUUCAGAACUGGCACUGAUGUACAACGAUGCCUCGGUGCUGGAGAAUCACCACCUCGCUGUGGGCUUCAAACUGCUGCAAGAAGACAACUGUGACAUCUUCCAAAACCUCAGCAAGAAACAGAAAGACUCCCUCCGAAAGAUGGUGAUCGACAUGGUGCUUGCCACUGAUAUGUCCAAACACAUGAACUUCUUGGCGGAUAUGAAAACAAUGGUGGAGACCAAGAAGGUGACCAGUCUGGGAGUCCUGCUGCUCGACAACUACUCUGAUCGCAUCCAGGUUCUGCAGAACAUGGUACACUGUGCCGACCUGAGCAACCCAACCAAACCGCUGGAGAUUUACCGCCAGUGGACGGACCGCAUCAUGGUGGAGUUCUUCACCCAGGGAGACCGAGAGCGGGACAAAGGCAUGGAGAUCAGUCCCAUGUGUGACAAACACAACGCCUCUAUAGAGAAGAACCAGGUGGGCUUUAUCGACUACAUUGUCCACCCUCUGUGGGAGACAUGGGCGGACUUGGUGCAUCCUGACGCCCAAGACAUCCUGGACACGCUGGAGGACAACAGGGAGUGGUACCAGAGCAUGAUCCCACGCAGCCCAUCGCCAUCCAGCCCGGAGGAGCACCAUGUGGAGGUGAUACCAGGGGGAGGAGCUGUGGGAGCAGGAGGGGCCCUGCCUUCAGGAGGAGGAGGAGGAGGAGGGGGGGACAAGUUCCAGUUUGAACUCACUCUGGAGGAGGAAGAGGAGGAUGAGGGGGAGGGGGAGUCUGACCUGGAGAGCCCCCUAGAGGAGGAGUCCCAGUUGGGUGGGAAGCGGCACCAGGACUCCCCCUCCCCCUCUUUGUCCCCAGACCCCCGCAGCAGGUACCGCCCCCCCUCGCCUCACCCGUCUCGGACCCUGAAUCUGGCUGCCAUGUCGGUGCGGAGCCCCCACAGGACGCUGGCCUCCCCGGGGCGGGAGGUUGGCGACAGAGAACUCAGCAAGGAGAGCGACGGGGUGGAGUGCCUACGUAUGGGCACGUAACAACCAGCACAACCUGCCCCGCCUGACAGACACGAGUGCUGGAUGUGGAGAGACGGAGGCAGGGCAGGCCUUUACCAAUAAAGUCUGUAAAAUCACUACUGUCCCUUUACACUGGAGACACCCACUUGGGAGAACUGUUUUAUCUUAUAUUUUAACCAAGAGAAUAGUUUCAGCCCCUCUUCGGGAGCCUGAUUGGCCUUUGUGUCCCGUCCUGCUUUGUUGUAGCUUCAGUUCAGAGUCCCAGACAAAGACUGCUGCAUUUUACCUGGGAAGAAGAGUGGAGCCAAGGCAGGAUACUGGAACAAGAACAAAAGGUAAAGGAAAUGUCUUCCUCCAAUAACUGUGUGUGACAUUCAGAUGUGAGAAUGAGAACCCCGGUGGUCUGACAGGGUCUUGGAAAUUAUUUUGCACCAUAGUUUUAAUUUAGGAUAAGAAAUUACUGAGUCCGGUUGGAAUAAGUAUUAGUAUGAUUUCUUUGUUUGAGAAUGAUGUGAGAGAUGAAUAAUUUUACCAAAUACAGAAUGUAGAUGACAUGAUCGAUGGACCUAAACCUCAGGGUAUGAAGAGAAACAUAAAUCUAAUGUAGCACGGACGUAGUGGGCUCCCCUGACCUGACCCUCGACCCCAAACUCUCUUUCCUGUUUGAUUUACCUCCAAACCAGAGACAUCUGAGACUUUAACCUGUGUGUCUCUACAUUUAAUUAAAACCCUUUAAUAUAAAAUUUGGCAACUGAAGCAAUCAAAUAAUAUAUAUGUAAAACAGCUUGUAGCACCACAAAGAUUAAACACUGAAGAAGACUGUACCCCAGUCUCACCUGUUGAAAAUACAAAAGACACCACCUGUAUAAUUAGUUUGGGCUUUAUUUUUUUACCUGAGAUUAUUUUAAAUGGGGUCAUUGUUUUAGGGUUCUGUACAUUUGCUUGUCUUGUCUCUGUUUUUGUGCUUGAAAAGCAUUUUUUUAUCAGGGUGCCUCCAGUCCGCAGUAGCACUUUACCGUCUCUGCUCUUCAGCUCUUCUAUUCAGUCACACAAAGGGCUUCGUCCACUGUAGGCCUACUGAUCACACAGACAGAACAGUACGGGCUGUUUGACCCAAGGUACCAGAAAGCAGAGCAGGAAACUCACUCGUUGGUUGAUUCAGAAUGAAAGAAAGAAAAAAACUUAGUUGGCCAACAACAAAAUUCACAACCUUAGGUUGGUUAGUCAGAUAAUAUUGGAAUUAUAAGACUCCUGUUUUGAUCCCGUUUAAACUAUUUUGCACUUUAGUUUCUUGAGGUUCAAGUUCAAUUUAUUUUAAACAGUAAAAUAUUUUUAAAAGUUUAUGGCACAAAUAGGAUGUGGAAAAGAUUUAUGUGCAAACUAUGUAUUAUUUUCUAUGAGUAUCUUAUAAUUCCAAAUAAGUCACCAUGGUGUUGUGUCCCUGCCCUGCCGACAGGAGCUGACGUAGAGAUCAGAGGUUGCUGACAGAAAUAAAUCAGAUCAACCUAAACAGAUUGUGUUCCAUCAGGUUAUCCGUCUUAUUUGAUAGAUAGUGCUCGACUGGGAUAACUGUGUGCCAUAAGUGUUGAAAACACACAAACACCUGCCAGCCUACAAUGCUGUACAUUUUUACACUAGAGAUUUUAACCUGAUGAUUGUAUCGAAGUCACUGACUUUAUAGUGUUAGUUUUUAUGAAUAUGUGUUACCAGUAUUUAAAGCAGACAGUUUAUUAGAUUUUGUGCAGCUCAUUAUCAGUCUGUUCAGCCCUUUCCUAUUCAGAUAGCUGGGACGUAAGAAUGUGUGUAGUUUCAGGAGUCCUCGUUCAGUCUAGAGCAGUGUUUGUCGCCGUCACUGAGGUAGAAAGACCAGGAAGCAAACAAGCACUACACAAAUAUGAUGCACUUCUGGUCAGGCAGUCGUAGAAAACACCAGUCUAACAGUAUUUCAUUAACUCAGCUAGCCUUACAUGUGAUAUGGUAUGGAUGUGGUUGGAGCCUAGUGUUAAAGGACCAUUAUGCUGUUUUUAACAUGCUGAGCCUCAGAGCAUUGUUUGCUUCGCUGUUCUUGAAAAGCAAAAUUGCUCCUUUCCAGGCUUUUAAAAAAAAAAAAAAUAAAUAAAAGAUGUCAAAGAAUCAGAAUACAUAUAGGAAACUUUACAUUUCUCAUGACAGCAGCUUUAUUCUAUUUUUGUCCUCAUACAUAUUCUUAGUGUAUGAGCUGUGAAAAUAAUCAAAUGGCAAAAUAAGCUACAAACAUCUAUAAGUAAAACAUUAUGUAAAGUUUUUGUUUCGCUGGUUGCACACUUUAACUUCUUGUUUCAAAAUCCCUCAAAACUCCAGGGUGAAAAUGCCAUGUAAACCUCAGUAGCGGAGCAUUUGGAUCAAAUGUUCUGGUUCACAGACCUUCCCUCUACCUCCAUCAACAGGCUAAAGUUUAUACUUACACACAAGAAAUGUCAAUCUAAUUGGCAGAUUGCCCUGAAAACCCUUAUGGCCUUUUCUUUGGCAUCACCUCGACAAACCUUUGUUUUACAUGAAACCCUUUCAUAUUGUGUUGUAAUGAAGAUUGCAUCAUACAGUACCUGGGAUUUAAUCCGAAAAUUUGCUCUGUGGUCAUGUAAUCAUUAAGCUUCCUCUUCCUAUCCAAGUUUUGGGUCUUGGUACUAAAUGGCUCGUAAUAUUUAAAAUGUGUUUGCAGUAUAAACCUCUAGUCCACUGUAGUCACUGGAGCUUUUAAUUCAGACUGCUGGUAUGCACUUAAAGUACCUUCCUAGCGUUGUUUAAAAACACAUUUCCUCAAGUUAGUUAAACUGUUGAGGAUGAAGGAGCUCAGACAGACAAUAGUAUGCUGCGGUCAAUCAAAAAUGAAGAAAAUUGUCUUUUAAGAUUUGUUUGAAACAUGUUUUGACAAAGUAUGUUCUUGAUUAAGUAUCAAAGAAAGUAAUGGCAUUUUAAUCUAAAUAAAAUGUUGUGCUUCCCUCUAUGUGACAGCUAUAACCCAGCAGCUGUCCCCUUAGCUCUCCUGCAGCACAGGAAGUGAGAGUUUUGACAUUUCCUGUUCGUAUGGAAUACUAGCCCUGGGUAGUUUGCACAAACCGUGCCGGUCACCGUGGCUGAACAGAAAAGCAAGGUACAACAGAAAGUCUAUAAUUUUAAGCUCUUAUUAUACAAUUCCUCUAUUUUGAAGGAAGAAAAUGCAUCACUUUACUAGAAGAAAAAAAAAAAAGCCAAACAUACAAGUUCAGCAGGGCAUUUUCAUCAUGUGGGAUUACUGUGGAUUUGAAACAUUUAACAAUUGAUUUCAGUUUUCAGAGGAGUUACAUCGGCAUGUUAAAACAGCAGUGUGGGCGUGGCUCUCUACAGGAAGACAUCAGUGCUAUACGGUGUUGUGUUGAGCAGGAAAGUCCCUGCACUCUGUUAUUGUGUCGCACUGAUACUGCCAACAUUAAAUGUUCAUGCUGUCGGUUUUCUCAGCCUCUGUGAUGUGCAAACUUCUAUAAAGAUAUUUAUUCUUCAAACAUGUCUGUCAAGACAAAGUACUGUAACAUUGGACAUUUUAUGUUCUGAAGCCUAAAAAUCAAGUAUGCUUUACAAGUAUACAUCUGCCACUCCAAUGUUUUUGUCAAAGAAAAUAACUUUGUUUCUCAUUCUAAGCCAAAAGACUGUCGGAAGUUCAGGGUGUUUUAAAUGGAAAAUGCCAAUAAAGAAAAUAUGGAAAUUAA